Molecule: messenger RNA, 2397 nt
Organism: Lodderomyces orthopsilosis Co 90-125
Lineage: Eukaryota; Fungi; Ascomycota; Pichiomycetes; Serinales; Debaryomycetaceae
Exons: 1
Coding region: 1-2397 (798 amino acids)
Molecular function (GO): nucleic acid binding
Source: RefSeq, a predicted model, not a curated record
AUGGGAAUGGCUUCAACAUCAUAUUUCAAAAGUUCCAGCUUUAACGGAUACACCCAACCGAGCAAUGCAAUGCCUAAAACACCCUCACAGACAUUCAGCAUUAACCCCAAUGAGGAGCGGAAUGGGUACUUCAAGAGACAAAGCCUUCUUCAUAAGAUAAACAACCCUUCUGGGAACUACAAACAAGAAUAUUUAUCGGAGCCACUGGAGGAUGGAAAUAGCAGCACUAGCUCUCAACAACAGCCACAACAGGACUUGAUCAACUGCAUCAAUGAACAUAUAUUUACCGACCCUGAAUCUGACAAUACUGGGUUCUGUAAUUUUCCCGUGGGCUUGAAAAUUCAUGUGAGGAAUCCAAGAUCCAAGGCUGAAAUUGAGCGUAUCAUUUCGCAGUUAUCAAAGUUAUCAAUAAAUGAAGAAGAGCAUGAGCAUGAGCAUGAGCACCAGCAACCACAUCCACAUAAAACUUUGUCCAUUGGAUUCAAGUCAAAAUCAAAUUUGGAGGACUUGAUAUAUCGCCUUUAUGAUAGAAAUAUUGAAUUUGAAUUGGAUUAUUCAAAAUUUGUCUCCCACCCAGGGAUGCUUUUCAUCAAGAAUUUGUCAAGCGACUUGGUGUUUGAGAACAACUCGUUGUCCGGCGUAUCACCCGAUCCAACUUCAAAUGACAGGUUGAAAGAGUAUCACAAGUUGUAUCAAUUUUUGAAUGACAACUGCUACUUCAAAUCAUUGCAAGAUAUCAGAUUAUUCAACAAUGACUCAUCAACACAAAGCAACAAUCAUUCAAGUAAUGGAUCACCUAAUUACAGUCCAAGCUCAACAGCAUUUGCCAUUGUCAAGUUUGCAAAUUAUUUGGAUGUCGAUAUUUUGAUCGAAAAACUAAGCAAACGAACUCCAAACAUUUUCAAUGAUAACCCCAAUAUCCCAUUAUUUCUAAACAGAUAUAUCAACAAGCGAGAAAGGUUGUCUUUUGCUUCAGCAACGGGUUUAUCCCAUAGUUUUGUUCCGCGUCGCGGCAGUAGUGCAUCCAUUAGCGCAAAUUCCAUGUCAACAUCAUCAUCAACCUCAUCGACAUCCCUAUCACCAAGAUACCAUUACCCUAGUGCAAAUUUAUCCAGGAACUCCAAUGACAACUUUUGUUUAAUUAUUUUGGAAAACUUGAUCAACUUUUUACCUUCUGAAUUCACCAAGGACAAGUGUGAACAAUUUUUGAACAAGAUUAGAAUGUUUGGGAAUCAAAUUGAAUCAAUUUAUAUUCCAAUUAUUGAUAAAGAUGAAACUUUGUCACAAUUGCAUCCUCUUGAUUUUGGAUACAUUAGAUUCAAAUCCACGGGUAAUUUUACUGAAAAUACCUUUCGUGUAUUGUAUUAUUUGAAUGAUUUGCUGUGGGAUGAAGUCAUGGCUUUGGAUAUGAAAAAUUUACCACCAUUAAUGGAAGAAGAUUAUGACGAAGGUGGCUUUAGCCUUGAUGGGUCUUCAAGUAGCGGUGAUGGCAGUGAAGAUGAUGAUAAUAAUGUAGAAUUUACCAAUGAUGCCAAUGGACGAGAUUCAACACCAGUGGUAAUGAAUCGUAAGUUGUCUGUCACUAUUGCACAGCAUAAACAUAACCACUACUUGUUUUCACAAGCUAGCCAGUACUAUCUAUCAUUUAAUCCAAGUUUAUUGAAUACCAAGCAACUGCCCAUUGGAAUAAACUACCCUAGUCCCAUAUAUACUAUCAAUUCAUUCAUUAGAAAUGUGAAUUAUCAAGAGACAAAUUUGUAUGUAAACAAUUUCUCGGUGGUUUUCAACAAUGAUGACAUUACUUGGGAAUCGUUUUGGAAGCAAUUUGGUUUAAUCAAAUCGGCAAAAAUCAUCAAACCACACUUUUAUCAAGAUGAAGAUUCAAUUGAUGGUGAAGAACAUAAAGCUGGUCGUAUCGGUUUCAUAUUUUACGAAACAUUUAAAAUGGCAAUCAGGGCCAUUUUAAUGACCAAUAACAAGCUCGUCCAUGUGGACAAUUUCAACCCCAUGAUUAUUCAAUCCUCUUUUGCUAUUCAAAAGUCAAACGCUAGUCACAAAGCCUUUCCUUUACCACCAGUGCCACCCAUGGUUAUCCCAAAUUCUUCUUUGCCCCUUGAUUUCCCUCCACCGUCAAAUAAAAUUUUGGGAUCUGCUGCUCAUGCAAACCCAGGAGGCGGUAUGCAGUACUACACAUAUCAGCCAAUCGUGCCCUAUUAUUAUGGGUACCACCCAAAUCCGUAUCUCUUUGGAGCUCAGAGUAUGUUCAACGCAGGUGCAAAGCCAAACCUUGAACAGGCAACAAUGUCAGCUACAAGUCAGAUGCAUGUAGGAAAUGGACAAUCGAAUGAGCACGCAUCGUCAACCCGCCAAAAAGUUUCAAAUCAAAAUUGUGACUAG